AUGGUGCAAAAUAAGUGCAAUGGGGUAAUGCCCAACUGGAGACAACCAUCUGACUACAGCCUGAAUGGACAUGUUGGAGCUGUGCUUAAAAGAAGCAAAAAGGCUGUGGUGACAGGAGGUGGAGGCUACUUUGGAUAUAGUCUUGGGUGUGCUCUUGCCAAAUCAGGGGUCACCGUCACUCUGUUUGAUGUACAGAAACCUAAAUGGAAAAUUCCUAAUGGAGUCGUGUUUUUCCAGGGUGAUGUGAGGGAUUAUGAUGCAGUGUUCAAGGCUUGUGAAGGGGUUGACUGUGUUUUUCAUUCAGCUUCAUUUGGAAUGUCAGGACUGGAGCAACUACAACAUAAAGAAAAGAUUGAAUCCACAAAUGUUGGUGGCACAAAAGUAAUCAUGGAUGUUUGCAAGCAAAGAAGUAUUCCAAGGCUGGUAUAUACCAGUACAGUGAAUGUGGUGUUUGGGGGUAGUCCCAUUGAAGAAGGAGAUGAGGAAACAGUACCAUAUUUUCCACUAGAAAAGCAUGUUGAUCAUUAUUCUAGAACCAAAGCAAUAGCAGACCAAAUGAUACUUGCUGCUAAUGGAAUCCCAUUAAAAGGAGGGGAUAAGCUCCAUACAUGUGUUAUUCGCCCACCAGGCAUCUAUGGACCGGAAGAGGAAAGACACCUGCCACGAACAGCAAAGAAUAUUGAAAGGAAGCUAUUUAACUUCAAGUUUGGAAAUCCCAAUGCUCAGAUGAACUGGAUUCAUGUUGAAAAUCUUGUACAAGCUCAUCUGUUAGCUGCUGAAGCUCUCACGCCUGAGAAGGGAUAUAGAGCUAGUGGUCAGGCAUAUUAUGUACAUGAUGGCGAGAAUGUCGUGUUUUUUGAAUGGAUAGCUCCAUUAUUUGAAAAAUUAGGUCACAAUAAACCAUGGAUUCAUGUUCCUGUUUUCCUUGUUUAUAUAGCAGCUGUAGUGAUGGAGUAUCUGCACCUGGCACUGAAACCCAUAUUUCAUUUUACACCUGUCUUUACCAGAAAUGAGGUGUGGAAUAUUGCUGUCACUCACACUUACCGAAUAGACAAGGCACGUAGUCAAUUAGGUUACUACCCAAAGAAAUUCAAAUUUGCUGAUUGUGUGGAUCAAUAUCUUAAGACAAGACCCAAGCGUCGGGAUAACUACAUGUUAUUUAAAGUCCUGCUUGCCUUUUGCAUCUUGUGUUUGAGCUUACUUUGUUUCUUUUUUUAA
Messenger RNA from Alligator sinensis (Chinese alligator), 1218 nucleotides. Its product is annotated as putative short-chain dehydrogenase/reductase family 42E member 2. The transcript is spliced from 11 exons. Gene Ontology annotation, molecular function: 3-beta-hydroxy-Delta5-steroid dehydrogenase (NAD+) activity. The record is from RefSeq and is a predicted model, not a curated record. The coding region runs from base 1 to 1218 and encodes 405 amino acids. NCBI's taxonomy places the organism in Eukaryota, Metazoa, Chordata, Crocodylia, Alligatoridae. Gene Ontology annotation, biological process: steroid biosynthetic process.